CCUCAUUUCUGUUACACAGGCAAUAUUCUUUCUCUGAGAGAAAUACCACCAUAAAGGAUGAAGAAAGAGGGUCAUUUAGUCAACAUUUAUUGUAUACUUGUAUUUAAUUAAACGUUAAGCCCUUAAUUAUGAGUAAAGUAGCCCGUGUACCGGCCUGUCAAUCAUUAGUCAAGCUCGGUUGAGAGCGCAGAGGUUUUCCACGUCAGUGUGUUUACCAGGAGCAGAGUGACAGCUGCAGGAAGGGUUCACUUUAUCACCGUAUGGAGCAUUCUGAUGAAGAGUGAAUGAAGGAGCGGUGUCCUGGACUAUAACGUUAUCACACAGAGGAAUGUCCGAGGUUUUCAGUGAGCCUUUCCGCUGUAGAGAACUCAACUUUGGUCUGCUUCAUUCACUGUUGGCCGGCUAGCUUGCUAGCUUGCCGAGCUAGGCUAGCAUUAGCAUAAGCAGGACUCCAUCUUUGAAGUAGCAGACACACACACAGAGCAGCAGCAUGGUGGACAAGAACAUCUACAUCGUCCAGGGUGAAAUCGGUACUGUUGUUGGGGCAAUCAAGAGGAACUCCAGAUGGAAUACCCACACACCCCUGGAUGAAGAGCAGGACCCUUUACUGAACAGCUUUGGCCACCUCAAGGAAAUACUCAACAACAUCAAAGAACUGUCAGAUGUCGAACCCAACAUCUUUCUGAGGCCCUUCCUGGAAGUGGUCCGGUCUGAGGACACCACUGGACCAAUCACAGGCCUUGCCCUCACCUCCGUCAACAAGUUCCUCUCCUAUGGCCUUAUAGAUGCUGACCAUGAAGCAGCAGCAGAGGCCAUUGAGAACAUGGCAGACGCUGUCACACACGCUCGGUUUGUGGGAACAGACCCGGCCAGCGAUGAAGUCGUCCUAAUGAAAAUAUUACAGGUCCUGAGGACUCUGCUGCUGACGCCUGUCGGAGCUCAUCUGACCAACGAGUCUGUGUGUGAGAUCAUGCAGUCCUGCUUCAGGAUCUGCUUUGAGAUGCGUCUAAGUGAGCUCCUCAGGAAGUCAGCUGAACACACACUGGUGGACAUGGUGCAGCUACUGUUCUCUAGGCUUCCACAGUUCAAAGAGGAGGCCAAGAGUUAUGUGGGUGCCAACAUGAAGAAGUUGAAGAUGCGUGCUGGCGGGAUGAGUGAGUCAUCCAAAUGGAAGAAGCAGAAACGCUCCCCGAGGCCACCUCGCCACAUGGUUCGAAGUUCCUCAGGUCAGAUGGACCCAACGCAGACCAGCACCCUCAGUAACAACAACAUUUCAGGUGGCGUCACCUUCAUUGAGCCAGGCUUGUCCUCCUCUAGCCUACCACCUUCAGACAGUGCUGGCUCAUCCAUUUCCAGUCCUACAACCACAGACAGCGGCCUGGACACCUGCUCCAAAGCCACGUCCAGGGAAGACCUGUCUGACUUAGAGAACUGCAGCUCAUCAGUGACCACCCUCCCCGGAGUCGAGCCCGGCUCUCCAGAUGCACAGUCUGAGGGUAGGCCCAUUGAGCCUGUGCAGUCCACCUCAGUGGAAUCCAUCCCAGAGGUUUUAGAGGACAAAGACUCUAUCACAGAGGGGUCAGACAGCGCCUCUGUCCACGACAUGGACUACGUCAACCCUCGAGGAGUCCGAUUCACACAGCUCACACAGAGAGACGGAGCCUCCCUCAUUCCUUAUGGCCUGCCAUGUCUAAGGGAGCUCUUCCGCUUCCUGAUCUCACUGACCAGUCCCCACGACCGCCACAACACUGACGCCAUGAUGCACAUGGGCCUGCAGCUGCUGACUGUAGCACUUGAAUCAGGACACAUUGCUAAUUACCCAUCUUUACUGGGACUGGUCAAAGACGAGCUCUGCAGACAUCUCUUCCAGCUGCUGAGUGUGGACCGUAUGAACCUCUAUGCUGCCUCUAUACGAGUUUGCUUCUUGCUUUUUGAAGGCAUGAGAAUGCAUCUAAAGUUUCAGCUGGAGAUGUACCUAAAGAAACUGAUGGACAUCAUCACGUCAGAGAACACUAAGAUGCCUUAUGAGAUGAAGGAGAUGGCUCUGGAGGCUUUGGUGCAGCUGUGGAGGAUCCCCAGCUUCGUCACUGAGCUCUACAUCAACUACGACAGUGACUUCUACUGCUCCAAUCUGUUUGAGGACCUCACGAAGCUGCUGUCUAAGAAUGCUUUCCCAGUGUCAGGGCAGCUCUACACCACACACCUCCUCUCACUGGAGGCUCUGCUCACAGUCAUCGACAGCACAGAAGCCCACUGCCAGGCUAAAGUUGUCAACAACACGGCUCAGCAGGACCAGAACGAAACCAUACUGGCAGACGGAGAAGGGUCAGCCAAAAACGGAACAGACUCUUCAGCUGAUCCUAACAGACCAGGCAGCACCAACGGACUUCUACAAACUAAGACGGCACCAGUGUGUCCCCCGACCAGCGGACAUCUGAUGGCAGAAAAGAUGAAAUUAGGAAGACAGGAUGGAGACACUGAACCUGCUGAAAAGAGAGUCCCCAAAAAGCCCCAUCGGUUCUCAACGUACUCCCCUGACUCCCAGGAGCUGUUGGACAUACGAACAAAGAAAAAGCUGCUGAUCACAGGCACAGAGCAGUUCAACCUGAAGCCAAAGAAGGGGAUCCAGUUCCUGCAGGAGAAAGGCCUCCUCAGUGACCCCCUCGACAACAACCAGGUAGCCCAGUGGCUCAGAGAAAACCCCCGACUGGACAAAAAGAUGAUUGGCGAGUACGUCAGCGAUCGCAACAACAUGGAGCUUCUGGACAGCUUUGUCAACACAUUCACUUUUCAGGGGCUUCGUAUUGACGAGGCCCUGCGACUCUACCUGGAGGCCUUUAGGCUCCCUGGAGAGGCUCCUGUCAUCCAGAGACUCCUGGAAACUUUCACAGACAACUGGCAUAAAGUCAAUGGCUCUCCUUUCAUGACCAACGACGCAGGCUUUGCGUUGGCGUACGCUGUCAUAAUGCUGAACACUGACCAACAUAACCACAAUGUUCGCAAGCAGAACAUUCCUAUGACCCCGGAGCAAUUUAAGAAGAAUCUGAAGGGUGUGAAUGGAAAUAAAGACUUUGACCAGGACAUGCUGGAGGAUAUCUACGUUGCUAUCAAGAGUGAGGAGAUUGUGAUGCCAGACGAGCAGUCGGGGUUGGUGAAGGAGAACUACGUGUGGAGUGUGUUGCUGCACCGUGGAGCCACGUCUGAGGGUGUUUUCCUCCACCUGCCGCCUGGAAGCUACGACCAUGACCUGUUCACUAUGACCUGUCCCACCAUCGCUGCCCUCUCCUACGUCUUUGACAAGAGCCUGGAAGACAGCAUCCUCCAGAAGGCAAUCACCGGCUUCAGGAAAUGUGCGAUGAUAUCAGCUCACUAUGGCUUCAGUGACGUGUUCGACAACUUGAUCAUCUCCCUUUGCAAGUUUACCACCCUGAGCAGUGAGUCUGUAGAAAACCUUCCCACAGUGUUCGGCAGCAACACCAAGGCACAGAUUGCUGCCAAGACCGUGUUUGACCUCGCCCACCGGCACGGCAACAUCCUGAGGGAGGGCUGGAAGAACAUCAUGGACUCCAUGCUGCAGCUGUUCAGAGCAGAGCUGCUGCCUAAAGCCAUGGUCGAGGUGGAGGAUUUUGUGGAACCAAAUGGGAAGAUUUCACUUCAAAGAGAGGAAACACCCUCAAAUCGCGGGGAGUCUGCCGUGUUGAGUUUUGUUAACUGGUUGACGUUGAGCGGAGCCGAGCAGUCAGGGCUCAGAGGACCGUCCACGGAGAACCAGGAGGCCAAGCAGGCUGCCAUCCUCUGUAUAAAGCAAUGCGACCCAGAAAAGCUGAUCACAGAGAGUAAAUUCUUACAGCUGGAGUCUCUCCAGGAGCUCAUGAAGGCUCUGAUAUCAGUCACCCCAGAUGAAGAGACGUAUGAUGAAGAGGAUGCUGCCUUCUGUUUGGAGAUGUUGCUGCGAAUUGUUCUGGAGAACCGAGACCGUGUGUCCUGCGUGUGGCAGACAGUACGAGACCGUCUCUGCCACCUCUGCGUUCACGCCACAGAGAGCUGCUUCCUGGUGGAGAGGGCCGUGGUGGGACUCCUCCGACUCGCAAUCCGUCUGCUGAGACGAGAAGACAUAAGCUCUCAGGUUCUCCUCUCUCUGCGUCACCUGCUGAUGAUGAAACCUCACGUCUUGUCGCGGGUCAGCAGGGAGGUGGCCUUCGGUCUCCACGAGCUGCUGAAGACUAAUGCAGCCAACAUCCACUGCACAGACGACUGGUACACACUCUUCUCCCUGCUGGAGUGCAUCGGAGCCGGAGUGAAACCUCACGCCUCCUUUCAGCUCUCCUCUUCAUCGACUGACAACGACACAGGAGCUCAGUCGGACAGCGAGCUGCAGUCUCAUCAUCCUGGAGAGGCCAGCUUAGACCGUGGCUACACUUCUGACUCUGAGGUCUACACCGAUCACAGCAAGACCAGGAUCCCUCGCUCCACAACGGACGUGGAUGUCGCCAGCAGUGGAUGGCUCGUGGUGGGUAAAGAUGACCUGGAGACCAGUAAGAUCCCAACAUUGGGCUCUAAAGCUCAGCUGAACCACCCACUGGUGAACCAGUACAGUCUGACUCUGGGUCAGGACCUGGGCCAGCACGACACCAAGUCUCUCAUCAAGUGCGUGGAAACGCUGUCGUUCAUCGUCCGGGAUGCUGCCCACGUCACACCUGAUAACUUUGAGCUGUGUGUCAGAGCCAUACGAGUGUUUGUGGAGGCCAGCCUGAACGGAGGUUAUCGCAACCACGACAAGAAGAAAAGCCACAAGUACGACUCCAAGUAUCGGAUGAGGAGGAAGGCCGGGGGCCGGGAGAAGGAGGGCGGAGGAGGGACGAGGCGAGGCAGCAGCCGAGUGUCCAGCCAGCGUCUGUCCCGCUCCCACAGUGACGAUGAGGAGGACGAGGGCAUCCCCGCCAGCUACCACACGGUGUCAUUACAGCUCUUAGACCUGAUGCACACUCUGCACACUCGGGCUGCCAGCAUCUACAGCUCCUGGGCAGAGGAGCAGCGCCAUCUAGAGGCCGCAGGCAGGAAGAUCGAGGCCGACUCUCAGACCCUGUGGACCAGCUGCUGGUGUCCACUGCUGCAAGGAAUCGCUUGGCUGUGCUGCGAUGCUAGACGACAGGUUCGUAUGCAGGCCCUCACCUACCUCCAGAGAGCGCUGCUGGUCCACGAUUUGCAGACACUCGACGCAACUGAGUGGGAAUCCUGCUUCAAUAAGGUGCUUUUCCCUCUGUUGACGAAGCUGCUGGACAACAUCAGCCCGGCAGAUGUGGGCGGCAUGGAGGAGACCAGAAUGAGAGCCUGCACCCUCCUGUCAAAGGUCUUCCUCCAGCACCUCUCUCCUCUGCUGUCCCUGCCAACCUUCGCCGCCCUCUGGCUGACCAUUCUGGAUUUCAUGGACAAGUACAUGCACGCAGGAUCCAGUGACUUACUGUUGGAGGCGAUUCCAGAGUCUCUGAAGAACAUGCUGCUGGUGAUGGACACUGCAGGGAUCUUCCACAGCGCUGACUCCAGGACCGGCUACUCAGACCUGUGGGAAAUCACGUGGGAGCGGAUCGUCUGCUUCCUGCCUCACCUGAGGGAGGAGCUCUUCAAACAGACCGUCAUAACAGAUCCAGCACUUGAGUCUGUGCAGCCUGCAUCCCCAGCAGGUCGGCCUGCAUCUCCUCAGGUGUCACCACCACCUGCCAAGCCGCCCUCUCCAGUCCCAGUAGCUCCUGCAGAGACAAAGACCCACAGCAGGCCAGCUUCCCCACAGGAGCCCCAACCAGCCAGUGCCAACGGAUCAGACCGAGCGUCCCCGCCUCCCCCCUCGGUCUCCCCCAUCCCAGUGCCGUUAACAACAUCCCCUCCCCAGGCUUCCUCAUCCCUGAGCCAGUCCCCCCUCAUCCUGCAGCCCCUCGCCUCUCCACUGCAGGUGGGAGUCCCACCCAUGUCCCUGCCAAUCAUCCUGAACCCCGCCCUCAUCGAGGCCACGUCACCCGUACCCCUGCUGACCAGACCUAUGAGCCCAUCUGACGAAGUCAAGUAAGAGAAGUAAACCUGAGCACCUCCACCGCUCUGUCAUCUCUCCAGACCACCAACACCACCCCCCAACGACUGGACCCGACAGACUUUAUCUCCAAGAGCCCCCUGUGAAGUAACGUAGGAGACGACUAAGACGAGACACCUCCGUAAAACCCCAUUAUAUUAAAGGAAAAUUACAACUGAACAUCAGACGUGUACAGGUGUGAAUCUGACCACCUGUCCAGACACUGAGGACAGACCGUGGAGGACGCAGGAUACUAAACACUCAUUUAACACUGAAGGUAAAAAAACAAACCAAAUCAAGAACCGGCGCUGCCACAGAGGUUACGUCGCUCCAGUUUAUGUUGAAAAGAUGUUUUAUGCAGCCGGUGAAGAGAUUAUGUUGUACAUUUUACUUGCUUAGUCCCUUGUUUUUAAACCUAGUAUAUAAUAAACAUUUUAAACCAGUACAAUAAACCAAAUCAGAUUCAGUAAUUUAGUCUGCAAGACUUCAAAUGAUUAAACGUGUUCCUUUACUCUUUCA
Notolabrus celidotus (New Zealand spotty) is the source of this 6580-nucleotide messenger RNA. RefSeq names its product golgi brefeldin A resistant guanine nucleotide exchange factor 1 (gene gbf1). Lineage: Eukaryota; Metazoa; Chordata; Actinopteri; Labriformes; Labridae. Gene Ontology annotation, molecular function: guanyl-nucleotide exchange factor activity. Gene Ontology annotation, biological process: regulation of ARF protein signal transduction. The record is from RefSeq and is a predicted model, not a curated record.